AUGCCCUUCUCUUUCCGAAGAAGAAGAAAGGAUGAAAGUAGCCACCACCACCACCACAACAACAACAAUAAUGAAGAGGACGAUUCCAGUAACAAUGUCCGUCAUCAGCAUGUCGUUAUUCCUCUUCAUGAUGAUGGUGAAACCAACCACCACAAUCACCUCUCCAACUCCUCCACUUCCUCAAAAUCGAUCAGUAACGGAAUAACUGGAACACAACUUUCUCACCCCACCACCACUCUUACUCUCCUUCCAACCUCAUCCUCCUCGAGUUCUCCUCCCACUUCUUCUUCGCCUGCCGUUUCAGCAUCGGGAAUCUUUCAACAUGUUCCUUUGAGUCGUCAAGGAAGCAACGGUAAGGCUUCAUCUUUUCUUUCAUGGCUAGGUUAUCACAUGAUGAAGAAGAAAACAGGUGGCAACUCUCCUCCAUCCUCCUCAACAUCCUCCUCUUUGUCUUCUUCGGCUCAAUCCAUCAUCAAUGUUUCGAGCAAUAGUAUUCAUUUUGAGAGUCAUAUGGACGAUCAUCGUCACCACACGAGCAAUAACAAUCAUACGGGAUCAUCAGAACUACUAACGGCCGUUAUGAAUGGCGACCAUGAAGAUGUAAAUAUUCAUUCAACUUCAAAACAGAAGCAACCCCAACAAGGUGAUGGAGUUCACCGUUUACUUUUAUCUGUUACAAACCCAUCAUCAUCGGAUUCACAAGGUCACUACACAAUUGUGGAUCAACAUCAAAAUCCUCAACAAUAUCAUCAACUUCAUAGUUUAUUGAAAAAGAGGAAUCAUCAUCUCAAACUUUCAGGCAAUCAUCUUGAAGAGAGUACGAACACGCUUGGUUUUUUCCAAGCUGAGGAGAAAAAUUUGUCACCAAAGAACUUGUCAUCAUCAGAAGAGAAUACUAUCACUUCGCCACGAGUUGUGAUCUCGACACCAACAGGUACUGAUAAAGUAUUGUCUACAGACGAGUUUUAUCGCGGAUUUGUGGAUGAUAUCAUCUCGGAUUCAGACCAUUCUGACGUUAUGUGUUUUUCUCCACCUGCAGCGGAUGACAUGAUUCUACACGAGGCACACAUGUUAUCGAAUGCACAUAAUGAAAUACUUCCUACAUCUUUGACAACAACGACAACAGAAGAACAACUAGAGCUAGACCCUGACAUGCUUGAAUUUGAAGAAUGGUUCAAAAAAUUUGAAAUUGGGGCGGACAAUGAGGGAAAUGGUACUGUAGACUUGAAUGCAACUGUCAAAAAAAAAGUCGAGAGCUAA
Naegleria fowleri is the source of this 1260-nucleotide messenger RNA. RefSeq lists its product as uncharacterized. The transcript has a single exon. Bases 1 to 1260 code for a protein of 419 amino acids. Lineage: Eukaryota; Heterolobosea; Eutetramitea; Acrasida; Naegleriidae. The record is from RefSeq and is a predicted model, not a curated record.